AAACACCAGGGCGGUUUUUAUUUUCUUGCCCACUAAUUCAUACCUUCAUUUGGUUAUUGGCUUGCGUGUAUAGCACAACAAAAACAUUCCUCACCAAAGUCGAUCAACUUUACAUCAAGAUUCUUUUUUUCAAGGCGUUUUGAUCUGGAAAGAGAAGAUGGCUUCGAUGACGAUGAUAACGGUGGCGUUCUUGCUUGUGUUAAUGUUGGUCUUGAGCGAAUGUCGGCAUCGCAAGCUUGCCAGACCCCCGCUUCACCGCUAUGCCAUUGCAAAGAAAGGCCUAUGUCCCAUGGGAGGAGGAGAUAAAAACGCCGGAUGUAACCACUGGGAAAAGCAAGGAUACUGUAAUCAAGGGAACCUCUACUAUGAUUUUGUGUCGACCAACUGUCCUGCCUCUUGCGGCAUUUGUCAAGCUCGUCCUACUCCACCUCCAAGGCCCCGACCUGUAAGAGUGAACCUCAAAGAGUGUCUGGAAGCCCAUAACUUGGCGCGUGCUCUGCACGGGGCUAGACCGCUGACAUGGAACAGGACACUGGCCCGGAGUGCUCAAGCUUGGGCCCUGGACCUCGCAAAGCGGAAUAAAUUCGAGCAUUCGCGUGUAAGAGGAGAGGGAGAAAACCUUUACUACUCAAUGGGUAGCAGCGAAAAGACAGCAACAUGCAAAGACGCUCUUGAUGCCUGGUAUGGAGAAGUUUCUGAUUAUCCUUUCUCAAAUCCCCCGAAAUCUAUUUUUGACGUACCUGGUGUUCAAAUUGGACAUUUUACACAGGUGGUAUGGAAGUCUACUAGGCAACUGGGUGUCGGCAUUGCCACUAUAAAGCGCGGAUUUUGGACCAAGACCUACGUUGUGGCUCGUUACACGCCCCCAGGAAACUAUUGGGGAAGGUUCAAGCAAGAAGUGGGGGAUAUCACUGUUUUGUAGUG
Molecule: messenger RNA, 924 nt
Organism: Pocillopora damicornis (cauliflower coral)
Lineage: Eukaryota; Metazoa; Cnidaria; Anthozoa; Scleractinia; Pocilloporidae
Cellular component (GO): extracellular region
Source: RefSeq, a predicted model, not a curated record